Messenger RNA from Daphnia pulicaria, 1322 nucleotides. RefSeq names its product putative defense protein Hdd11. NCBI's taxonomy places the organism in Eukaryota, Metazoa, Arthropoda, Branchiopoda, Diplostraca, Daphniidae. Gene Ontology annotation, molecular function: oxidoreductase activity, acting on metal ions. The record is from RefSeq and is a predicted model, not a curated record. The transcript is spliced from 8 exons. The coding region runs from base 203 to 1141 and encodes 312 amino acids.
CCCUCGCCGCUCGUAAAUUGGACGGAUAAUAUGCAUUAUACAUGGUCGAUGGCCACUUUUAACUCAAUACCAUGCGAUAGUCGCCCUGGAAAUCACCUGAUGGAUAUAUCAAGCGGUAACCAUAGUUUUCUGGGUUAAUCAGCACCUGAGGAUCCUCAGAUCCCAAUAGGAAGAGUUGCGGCCAGCAUUAACUCAAAUAAAAAUGAGGAUCCGAGGAGUAAUAACUAAACGUCGAUACGCAACUUGCUCAUCAUCAUCAUCAACAGUUAUUGCAGCGCUCAUAGUUUUCCGGCUGAUAAUCCAUUGCGCCGAUAAUGUGAAUGGUUUUUCCGAUAGCGUUCCAAUUAGCAGUUGUUCGCCGAUGGAAUCCAUCCACGGAGUGCCACCGCAAAUCGGAAAUCACCCCUUCUUCACUUACACCGACAAGAAAGUCAUAACCAAUAGCGGUGCUGACGCCGUUCAAUUGAGGCUUACCAUCAAACAAAGGUCUUUGGGCGACGAAAUGGCUUUCAAAGGCUUUUUUUUGGUGGCAUACGACGACGCCAACGCAAACAAUGACUCGAUUGGCUCGUUUUUCCAGCCCAGCGACGGCCAAGUCAUCAGCUGCUCGAACGGAAUCCCAAAUUCUAAUGCCGUCACGCAUAAAUCCAGUGAGGACAAGCAGUUCGUUACGGUUUACUGGACACCGCCGGAAUAUUUUGUCGGAUCGGUAACCUUCAGAACAACUUACCUGAGAAACGGAACAGUAUUUUGGGUAAACACUCUGGCGGCUAACCCUGUCCAAGUUGUUAAUGUGACAACUACAUCCAUUUAUCCAGGCUCUACUACUACCGAGCUAAUAACUCCGCCAACAACAUUAUCAUCCACGGAUGCGAGUUGUUCUGACGUGACCAGCGACAGCACUGACACUAUUACAUCAACUACUGAAACAACGUUCAACACCACGGAAGAAGAGGAAAAUUCGACGAGUAUUUUAACGACGCCGACGGCCGAGGCAACAACGACUACAACACCUACUACGAAUAAACCACCAAAUAGUGGACUUGCGUCCGAAUUUGUAUUUGACUUUCACGUACUGGUGGCUGGCUUAACCUGCUGGACGGUGCUCGUCUAUCUAAGUAACAAUUAUUUAUUAUUCUGACUACACAUUUUGAAUUGACAACCUGAAUUGCCAAUGGUUCAUCCAAUUAAUUCUUGCCACACAACAAUGUUUUAUAUAUUCAAUACGAUACACCCGACUUUUUCAAAUAAAUUUGCAAAUCAGAAAUGUUUACUAAAAUUAAUUUCCGGUCCGAAAAAUUUCUUCACAAAUACGAUUAAAU